AUGGUCGAAUCAAACAGUGAAAAGGAAAAUAUGGAUGUUGAUGCAAAGGAGUUUUUGACUGAGGAUAAUUUGGAAUCAAAAGAAUCUGGUAAAUCUCGAAGAAGUAAAUUUGGUUUUGGAUGGUUAAAACGCUCCCAUGGUAGCUCCAAGAGUAAAAAAGUUAAGUCCAAGGAAAUUGAGAAUAUACAAUAUCAGCAAAAAGAGGACGACUGUAACAACUCUAGUCAAUCGAUCUCUGGACAAGAAGAUACAAGUACUGAUUUAGAAAAGUCACAGUUCACUUCAACCAACCCAGCUAAUAUUUGGGAAGAAAAAACCAUGAAAGGCAGACAAGUUCUUGCAGGUAGUGUGGAGUCAUCUUUUGACGGCAUAGGCGAUUCCUCAAGUAAGUAUUCCUCGUCCCAUAGCUCUGACAGUGGGAUUAACUACACUGGGUUCAGUGUCACAAACAACACCAGGCAUUCCAUAGAUCUACUGAAUUUAGAAAUGGACAAUACCGAGUAUGAUGGGGCUCAAGCAAAAAAAUCAUCAGGAGCUGGAACGAUCAAAGGAGGUAAUCCAGCUGAUUUGCUUCCUUCUAAAAAAUAUGUUGAAAGUAUCCCAGUGGAAAGGGUGAAAGAGAAGGCCGAGAGCAUAAAUCUCCAAUUAGAUUGGGAUGGAACAUCUGAUAUUUUAGAAGCAGUAUUUUUUUGUUUCCGGAAACUCAUUGAAGAUAAGGACGAUGCAAAUAGGCUGUUAAGUGAGGAUAACAAGCAGCUGGCACAGCAACUUGAAGAAAACAACAAAAGGUCAACAUCUGAUCUUGAAGAAUCCCAAAAGAUAAUUUCCAAGCUUCAAAAUGACCUGAAAGAACUAGAAUUGUCAAUUGAGAGUGAAAAUAAAAUGUUCUAUACGGUUGUCCAAGAAGUAGAGAUGAAAAGUGCUCAGGAAUUGAGCAGGCACAAAGAAUCAAUUGAGCAGAAGGCGAUAGAAAAAAUAAAACUUCUUCAAGACGAAAAUAAAAAUAUAAAGGGUCAGCUUGAACUGCACACAAAAUGGAGAGCUGGCUCCCUUGACUUUAUAACUAGUUUUUGUGACGUGUUUCGGGACUGUGCCAGCCCAGAAACAAUCUCACGUUAUAAGCAUUUUUUGGAAACAAUUGACGAAAACUGGCCACAAUCAACUGAUUCCGUAUUAGACGAAACGCAGCAAAAACUUAUGAAUCAAAUUAUCCCGGAGUUUUUGUCUGAUAUACUUUGCGACCGGUUCUUCAUUGAGGUGGGCACCUCUUUUAACAAUUGUUUGGAGACAAACCAAAAUUUGUUGAUUUCUAACAGAAGCCUAAAACGGAAACUUUUGAAUGGGAAACGUAUUGUUAAGGAAACCGAAGAAUUGAUGUUCAAAGACUAUUCUGUUUUCUAA
Messenger RNA from Huiozyma naganishii CBS 8797, 1401 nucleotides. RefSeq lists its product as uncharacterized. The record is from RefSeq and is a predicted model, not a curated record. The transcript has a single exon. Lineage: Eukaryota; Fungi; Ascomycota; Saccharomycetes; Saccharomycetales; Saccharomycetaceae. The coding region runs from base 1 to 1401 and encodes 466 amino acids.